Aegilops tauschii subsp. strangulata is the source of this 1162-nucleotide messenger RNA. RefSeq lists its product as uncharacterized. Lineage: Eukaryota; Viridiplantae; Streptophyta; Magnoliopsida; Poales; Poaceae. The record is from RefSeq and is a predicted model, not a curated record.
UCCGCUCCAGUCAGAUGCAGAGAUACAUUAGUUUGCUAGGCCAAGAAGAAGCGCCCAAGAGCACUAGAAUUUUACAGAACGAGAAAGGAGGAGAGGUAGGGCGAUCGAUGGACAUGAGCGGGGAUACGUAUCACUAUCAGCCGGCGGGGAUGGAGGAGGAUGGUGUCGGCCGUGGCGAGCAGGUCCCGACGGCCGCGCCGGCGCUGAGCGCCAAUAAGCUGUGGCGCAUGGUGCGCGCCGUGCACCUCGUGCUCGUCAGGGGCCUCGGCAAGCACCAGCCCAAGCUCGCGGCGCUCGGCGUGAACCUGCACCACCUGCUGUCGUCGUCCAAGCGCCACCACCACCACCAUCUUCCGUCGGCGCGGGACCAGGAACCGGCGCUCACGACGUACCUGGCGGCGGCGUUCUCCUGUCGGUCCAUGGAUCCGGGCGCCGCGGUGCACCCGUACCCGCGCGGCCGCGGCGCGCACGGUGGCAGGGGCGGCGCGUCCUCGCUCUCGUCGACGCUGUCGUGCCGGUCCAUGGACCCCGGCGCGGCCGUGUACCAGCAGUACCAGUACCGGCCCCGCGAGGUUGAGUUCAGCUGCAGCAGCCCGCCGCUGCACAGGCGUCGCCGCCGCGCGCACCGGCACCAGGGCCAGAGCCUGCUCCCGCAACAGCAGCAUGGCGACCUUGCAGAGUACACGUCGGCUCCUGCCGUGAAGACGCUGUUCGAGCUGAUGGACGACGUGGAGGAGCAGGAGGACGACGACGUGGAGGGCGCGACGGUGCCUUGGCCGGCCGGGCGCGGCCCGGCGCCGCGGCAGGUGCGGAUCACGGACUCGCCGUUCGCGGCGAGGGCGGAGGACGACGAGGAAGGGCGCAAGGGCGCGGUCGACCGGCGCGCCGACGAGUUCAUCGUGUGGUUCCACGACCAGCUGCGCAUGCAGCAGCAGCAGCAGCGCCCCGCCGUGAGGGAUCGCGCUCGCGCCACGCACCGGGUUAGAUAGAUCGGAGCAAGAUCAGCAGUACAGUACACGCCAUGCAUGCGCGCAUGGACGCAUGAGUAAUCAUAAUAGUUUUUUUUUGCGGGGGAUAAUUCAUAGUAAUAGAUCGUUAUGCAUGCAAGUCGUAAUGUACAUGUGAGGUGUAAUUUCCUUGGAAUGGUGUUGGGUCGAUUUUG